AUGGCUAUCGGAAUAGCUAUUAUCGGCAGUGGCAACUUUGCUAAAGAACAGCAUUUGGCCGUCAAAGACCUCACUCUCAAAGCCAUCUAUUCACGGUCCCUCAAAUCAGCACAGGACCUCGCCAGCACCACCACAAACAUCGAUCUCUACUCCGAGGAUUCCGGCGAAGGACACUCCUACUCAGAUCUUCUAGCACGCUCAGAUAUCAGCGCCGUCAUCAUCGCUCUCCCUAUUCUGGUCCAACCAGACUUCAUCCGCCAGGCUCUCCUAGCAGGCAAGCAUGUUCUUUCCGAAAAGCCCAUCGCCAAGGACGUCGCAACGGCGCGUGAGCUUCUGGCAUGGUACCAGAAGAACAUCGAUGCUAGCAAGGUAUUCUGGGCCGUGGGCGAGAAUUACCGGUACUUGACCAAAUUCUUGUUCGCAGCGGAGCAGGUCCGGCAAAUGGGACCAGUGCGCCAUUUCAGAGUAAACGUGCAUAGUCUCGUGAAGCAGGAUAACAAAUACUACCAGACCGCCUGGCGCAAAACACCAGAGUACCAGGGAGGAUUUCUCCUUGACGGCGGCGUCCACAUGGUCGCCGGUCUCCGACUUAUCCUAGGAUCCGAAGAGAAAAUCGCGACUGUGUCCGCGCACUCACAGCUCCAGCAGACAUACCUGCCACCCGUUGAUACUGUAGAUGCGGUUGUGAAGACGGCGUCCGGAGCUACGGGUCUUGUGUCUCUGUCAUGGGGCUCUGCGUUCAAUGAUAACAUCUUUGAGUUUUCCUGCGAGAAGGGCGUGGUGAAGAUGCAUUUUGAUGGAGUCACUGUUAAUAGUUUGGAUCAUGUUAUUGAGUUUGAUGGCAAGGGCGUUGUCCCUGAGGUUGCAGAUUUCGCUGCGGCUGUUAUCAAUGGAAGGCCUGUUGCUGAGAGACAGUCGCCCAAGGAGGCGUUGGCUGAUUUGGAGGUUUUGGAGCAGAUGUUGCGGAGUGGGGAGCGAGAGGGAGACAAGAUGGAGGUUCAGUGGCAGUAG
This is a messenger RNA of Penicillium verhagenii, 1011 nucleotides long. Its product is annotated as Gfo/Idh/MocA family protein. Gene Ontology annotation, biological process: NADPH regeneration. Gene Ontology annotation, cellular component: cytoplasm. The transcript is spliced from 5 exons. The record is from RefSeq and is a predicted model, not a curated record. Gene Ontology annotation, molecular function: oxidoreductase activity; nucleotide binding. The coding region runs from base 1 to 1011 and encodes 336 amino acids. Lineage: Eukaryota; Fungi; Ascomycota; Eurotiomycetes; Eurotiales; Aspergillaceae.